Molecule: messenger RNA, 810 nt
Organism: Psammomys obesus (fat sand rat)
Lineage: Eukaryota; Metazoa; Chordata; Mammalia; Rodentia; Muridae
Product: dysferlin-like
Exons: 8
Biological process (GO): macrophage activation involved in immune response; T-tubule organization; monocyte activation involved in immune response
Cellular component (GO): cytoplasmic vesicle; T-tubule
Molecular function (GO): calcium ion binding; calcium-dependent phospholipid binding
Source: RefSeq, a predicted model, not a curated record
GCCUCUCUGGUCCUGCAGGUGUCCUAUACGCCACCACCGGGAGCUGUGCCCUUGUUCCCACCGUCCACUUCUCUGGCGCCCUCCCCAACGCUGCCCGACAUGGACCUGGUGGCUGGUGGGGGACAGAGCCAGGCUGAGACUUGGUCCCUGCUCAGUGACAGCACCAUGGACACGAGAUAUUCUGGGAAGAAGUGGCCAGCCCCCACGGACACAGGUGGGGAGGAAGACACUGAGGACCAGGGCCUGACUGGAGAUGAAGCCGAGCCGCUCCUGGAUCAGAUUGCUGCUGUGGGCCCAGGGGGACCAACCACGCCCAAGAAGCCACCAUCCCACCCUCCUCCCCACCACCCAGGGGGUAAAAGAAAAAGAAGCUCAGCCCCGCCUAGAAAGCUGCUGUCAGACAAGCCACAGGACUUCCAGAUUAGAGUCCAGGUGAUAGAGGGGCGACAGCUGCCAGGGGUGAACAUCAAGCCUGUGGUCAAGGUCACGGCUGCUGGGCAGACCAAGCGGACUCGAAUCCAGAAGGGAAAUAGCCCACUCUUCCAUGAGACUCUUUUCUUCAAUGUAUUUGACUCUCCCUCGGAGCUGUUUGAUGAGCCCAUCUUUAUCACGGUGGUGGACUCACGCUCCCUCAGGACCGAUGCCCUCCUCGGCGAGUUCCGGAUGGAUGUGGGCACCGUGUACAGAGAGCCCCGACACGCUUAUCUCCGGAAGUGGCUACUGCUCUCAGACCCUGAUGACUUCUCUGCAGGGGCCAGGGGCUACCUCAAAGCCAGCCUGUGUGUGCUAGGGCCUGGGGACGAGGCUCCC